AGGGUUAAGAUAUUGAUUUCUAUGGCGGUUUGCAAUUACUAGCCACGUCUCACCUCAGUUUGGUGGCCCCGCAUCGGCCCACUCGGCCGCUCUAAAAUUGACUUACGGAGGAGGAUGGUGGCUUUUAUUUUAGCUUCUCCGCCGACUGCGGGGAGCGCCGUCGCCGAGAUAAUUCAAAUUUUGAUGGUCAAAUUUUUACUUAAGGGACUGCAUAUGACAAGGGUUGGUGAUGGACCAUGACAGUUUGAUUCAGUUGUUACCACAGCUCCUGAAUAAGGGGGCUGUGAAACCUGCAUCAAGUGAUCCUAAACACACACAACAGUCAAACAACUGGUAUGAAGAGCAGGCCAGUUCUGACCGAACCUCAAACCAGACUCAGUCUGAUACAGACCAGUCAUCGGAGACCGCCAGCUCAGAUGAAGACGAAUCCGAGGAAAGUGAACAACAGGCGAAGCAGCAAGAGAGACUUUCUCCCAAGCCUGUUGAUUUGGAUGAAAUUGAAAAGUUCCUGGAUGGUAUUUCGAGGACCGCCACGCCAAGGCUCACUCAGGGGCGGCCCCGCGACAUGGCGCAUAUCCUGCGCGAGGUCGACGAGCUGGGAAGGCGCACUCUCUCCUCCAGCUCCCUACCGGACCGCGAUGGGGCGGGUCGACCGCCUCCUAGUCCGCGCCGGCCGCCGGAGGCAUGCAGUCCGGCCACCCCCGUCCCCGCCUCCGGGGCCGCCUCAGAGUCCGCGCUGCUGAAGGAAGGGGAGUCGGCAAACCGACGUGUGCGUUUCUCUCGAACGCAAAAGGCUGUCGAUAGGGACGAACCAACAUCACUGGUGGCACGCAGCGGCGGCGGCGGAAAGCUCAGCGUGUCUGAGCCGGCGCUAGGCUACACUCUGCAGAGUUUGAUGUCGGAGGAAAGGAAGAAGUAUCUGAAUCUCACAGCUGAUAUGAUCUUGUUAAAACAGAGCAGCUUGGAAAGUGAGAUACAAAUGAAGACACAAUGGGAAGAACACGUACGAGAUCUCAUGGCGGAGAAUUCCUCGUUAAAGUUGCAACUUGAGGAGCUCCGCUCGCGACCGUCGCCGGACCUUCGUGGCAGUCUGAGCGAGCGUUCGCGAGUGAAGAACCUCGAACACCGAGUGGAGGAGCAGAACCGACUGCUGGACGGCUUCAACGCCGAGAACGCCCGGCUGUAUCGCGAGCUCAAGCAGCUGAAGACAGAGCGCGCAGACCUGGAGACCGUGGUGGACGACCUGCAGUGUGAGCAGCGGCUGCUGCGGGCGCAGCUGCAGGCGGCGCAGCGGGCGGCACCUGCCGCCGCGCCGGUUGCCGGAGAACAGCGACACCAAGAGCAGCAGCUGCGCCGGCGCGAACUCGAGCUGGAACACCGCUGGCAGGAGGUGCAGCGUGCCGGCAACGAGGUGGCGCGUCUGCACGAGCUGGUCGCGCAACGCCAGGCUGCUCCGUGCGCCCGCUGCAGCAGCACGGUCACCGCCGGUGCUCCCAGACAGAGUGAGCGCACGGCUCGUCCUCAAGUGGCGACCGUCUCCUGUCAGACAGUCGCUCCCGCUUCGCCGACGCGCUCCCCCGCCGUCUCCCCAGCGCGCCCUCCGACCCGCUCCCCAGAGCACGUGGCAGCUGCAGCCACCGCAGAGCUCCGCUCGCUGCGCGCGGCGCUGGUCCAGGCGGAACAGCGUCUGGACCAGGAGAUUCAGGCGGCCUCCAUUCGCGAGGCUGACCUCCGGCGGGCCUGCGAUGCCAAGGUUCGCGCUGCGGAGGGUCGUCUGCGGCGGCUGCAGGCGUCCAGCUCACCGAGCCGACCCGACCCGGAGCUGAUGGCGGCUCUGCGCCGACUGAAGGCACAGCUGGCUGACAAGGAGCGCGCGCUGACGCAGAGCCGCCGUCAGCUGGAGAAGAGCCAGCGCACGGUGACCGGCCUGCAGCGCGAGCGGGAGAAGCUGCUGGUGUCGGUCGCGGCGGCUCGCAGCCCGGCCGAGCCGCGCUCGCGGAGAGGCAGCCCCAGCCGUUCACAGCGGGCCAGUCCGUCUCGGCGAGCCUCUGUGGCCUCUGCCGCGGCGGAGGCCCGCUGUGUGGACGAGACGCUGCUGUCUGAGCUGCAGACCGCCAUCGCCGCCGUGGAGGAGGAGAACGUGCACCUGAAGGACCAGCUGGGUCAGAUGAAGGUCUACAUGGAGGAGGAGGUGAGCCGGCGCGACUGCCAGAUCGCGGCUCUGCGGAGAGAGAACGAUGAGCUGCGCGCCAAGCUCGCUGUCCUGCCGUCGCCGUCACCGUCCGCCGCCGUGUCGGAAGAAGACGCCGUCCUCUCCGCCAGGAAGGAUUCGCUGAUGCUCGAGAUGGGCUCGCACAUGGAGGCGCAGGAACAUGUGAUUGUCCACCUGCGGGAGACGAUUCGACGAUUUCAGGAGCAGACGCGACUCAUUGCUGGAUUGGAGGAGGAAAAUCGCGCCCUGCGGGGGACGAUAGAGACUCUCAACUGGCGCACGGACUCGGCCGGCGGCCGGCAGUUGAGUCCGGACGCGGCGCAGGACUCGAACCGCACCUGGGCGAGUUGAUGGACGCGAGACUGCGUGUGGCGGCUGAGGCAUUACCUGCUGUUUGACAGUGUCUUCGAUGGCUGCAAUGUUACCUGAUGUGGUAGGUAUUUCGACAGUGCGAGAGUUGAACUCGCGAUUAGUUUCGUGGUAACUACCUUUGAUAGAUGACUGAUAGAGGAUAGAUAGAUGAUAGAUGCUGCGGUGAUGCGAGAAACACGAACGAAUAUCAUCAUAGCGACACUAGUGAGUUUAGGAUUUCACGACACCUAGCAUCUGUUCAACAGGUGCAUUGAUCUGAUCGCUAUCCAGUACAAAUUGCAACGCAUGCUUCCAAAGUGUUUUGUUAUAUGUGACUGACAUUGUUCAUGUUGAACCGCGUGUCAUAAAUAUGAAAUAUAUUUAAAUUUGACUA
Messenger RNA from Amphibalanus amphitrite, 2957 nucleotides. RefSeq names its product ciliary rootlet coiled-coil protein 2-like. Lineage: Eukaryota; Metazoa; Arthropoda; Thecostraca; Balanomorpha; Balanidae. Bases 230 to 2563 code for a protein of 777 amino acids. The record is from RefSeq and is a predicted model, not a curated record. The transcript has 2 exons.